Messenger RNA from Fusarium oxysporum Fo47, 820 nucleotides. Its product is annotated as glutathione S-transferase family protein. The record is from RefSeq and is a predicted model, not a curated record. NCBI's taxonomy places the organism in Eukaryota, Fungi, Ascomycota, Sordariomycetes, Hypocreales, Nectriaceae. Gene Ontology annotation, cellular component: cytoplasm. The coding region runs from base 57 to 797 and encodes 246 amino acids. The transcript has 2 exons.
CUCAAUUUCCUUCACAAAUUAUCUUCAACUUUGCAUUCAGAAUCAAAUACAACACAAUGGCCAAUGAAAUGCAGCCCGAGAUUAUCUUAUACGAUCUUGCAUGUAUCAAGAACACAUGCUUCUCUCCCGUCGUUUGGAAGAUCCGCUUGAUGCUCAACUACAAGGGCAUUCCUUAUAAGACCAUAUUCCUUGAGUUCCCUGAUAUUGAGCCAACGCUAAAGGAACUAGGCCUGGACUCCCAUGAUUCCAGCUCAGGCUCUCCCGGUUACACAGUCCCAACAAUCCACCAUGUCCCCACCGGCAAAUACAUCAUGGACUCGCCCGCCAUCGCCGAUUUCCUCGAAUCAACCUACCCUAACCCUCCACUCCCUCUGACUUCUGAGCUCGGUCGCGAGAUUGAAACCAAAGCUCGCGGUGCGGUCGGUCCUGCAUUCCGCAUCUCCGUCACGCCACGCGAAAACCUCAUCCUCUCAUCACGAUCUCAACAGUAUUUUCGCGCCAAGAAUGAAGCUCGAAUGGGAUGUAAGCUGGAAGAUUUGAUGGACCCAGAGAAAGAGGAGAAGACCUGGCAAGGUGUUGCGGAUAAGAUGCGGGAGCUGAGUGAUUUGAUGUUGACGAACAGGGACAAAGGGCCAUUCUUGUUGGGUGAGAAGCCGAGUUACACUGACUUCUUCAUCGCUGCUUCACUCCAAUCAGCAAGGACUAUUGAUGAUGGGAUCUUCCAGCGUUGUGCUGUGUAUCCUGGUUUCAAAGCUAUUUACGAGGCUUGCGUUCCUUGGAUGGAGAAGAAGGACUAAGCUGAGGAGCAGUUGUAGUCUGA